GACGAGAGCGAGCGGCGCGGUGGGAUCUACCUAUCACCGGGGCCUUCCCUCCAGUCCCCCCCCCGGGCCUUCCCUCCGCACACACCCCGCCCCUCGCUCAUUCCCCUCCGGGCCUUCCCUCCAGACACCCUCCUGCGCUCAGUCCCUCGAGACCCCCGCCCCACAUGCUCCCUCCAGCCACCCCCGACCCCCUGCUUUUCCCUCCCCGGCCUUCCCUCCAGCGCGCCGCCCACUCCUUCCCAGGCCUUCCCUUCAGGCCCCCUGCCCGGACCUUCCCUAUGAGCACCUAAUCCGCUCCUUCCCUAUAGCUAUUUCCCUUCCCCUACAUGGGUCUUCCCUGUUAGCUGUCCCCUCCAGCCACCCCGAUCCCUCCCCAUCCGCCCCACAGGCCUUAUCUCUAGCCCUCUCCCCCUCACCUGAGCCUUCCCUUCAGCCACCCCACUCAUCCCACCCCUGCUUGGGCCUUCCCCCGAGCCAUCUUCCCCCUGCUCCCCUCAGGGCCUUCCCUCCAGCUACCCUGCCCAGGCCUUCUCUCCAGCCACCCUGUCCCCCUCCCCUGCUAAUCCUUCACCUGUGUCUUUCCUACCAUCCCCCUGCUAACCUCCCCCAUGCUGUCCUCCUCUCUCUCACCCCGGGCCAUCCCUACAGCCACCCCCAAACACCCCCCCUUCCUGAUCUUCUGUCCAGCCAUACCUGCCUGGUCCUUUCAUACAGCCACCCCUCUUCCUGCUUAUCCCCUGGGCCUUUCCGACAUCCCCCCCCCCAAGUCACCACCACAGGCUUUUGUCUACAGCCACUUCCACACAAAGACACUCUCACCCAUCCCAUGGUGGGGAGGUGGGGGAGAGCUUUGCCUACAGCUGCCCAUCCUUCCUCUUGCUCAUUCCUUCCCCCCACCCCCCAUCACCAGGGGGCUUUACCUAUGGCUGCCACCCUCAACUGUAAACCUGCACUACAGCCAUUUCCUACCUCUGCAUGCACAUAAGGAGCUUUGUUAGAUGUGCUGUGUGCUGUACAGUUUUUAAAAAAUCCCUCCUGCCAAGAGUUUACAAUUUAAAACCAUUAAUAUAUUUAACAGCAUUGAUCCUUGCCUCCACCACAAAAUCUGAACAAAUCAUGUUUAGUUUAAAAUAGAGGCAAUGCUUCUUACCACACUUUGGAUUGGAAUGCCAAAUUGCUGAAAUAUUUAAUAUAUUUGUGUUGUUUCAACCAUAACAUGUAAAGCUGUUUAAAAAGCCUCAACAAUUUUAGGCCCCAGCCUACAAUAUGAUUCUCAUAGGUGCCAGAGUCCUUCUAGGUGGAUCCAAUUGUUGGAGCAGAGCCUUAGACAUACUUGCUGAUGACUCCAACUAAUAAGGGGAAACAUGGUCAUCAAGCACAUUAGCUAACUUGAAAUUUAUUAAAGUUCAGGCCCUGAGAAGUCUGGACCAGCCACAGAUCUCCAACUCCUGACUCCCUUGAAGUAUCAUGGCAGUCAAGUGGACUAGUGGACAUUCCUCUUCUAUACUGUGCUUGAAUGUAAACAAAGAAGGGCUGGUAGCUUCCGGAGCAGAGAGAGGAGAACUCACAAUCUGGAAUGAAGAAGGGAUUCAUUUAGGACAGAUACAGCUUCCAAGGGCAGAUGAUGUCACCUGUGUUGUGUUCUCUCCCACCUACCCCAGCAGGCUAUACAUCUCCCAUGGUGAAACCAUUAGCAUAUUGGAUGUCAGAUCCCUUAAGGGGCCAGUUGAAUGCUUUCAUCUGAAUGAGGAAGAGAUCAAUUGCCUGUCAGUGAAUGAGACAGAUAGUGUCCUGGCUGCUGCAGAUGACUCUGGGGCAAUAAAAAUUAUGAACUUGGAAAACAAGAAAGUCAGCCGGUCCUUGAGGAGGCAUUCAAACAUCUGCUCCUCUGUAGCCUUUCGACCUCAGCGCCCUCAAAGCCUUGUGUCUUGUGGACUGGACAUGAAGGUUAUGCUGUGGAACCUGCAGAAAGCUCGCCCACUGUGGACCAUGACCCUGCAGGAGAACGAAGCAGAAGGAGCGGAACAGCAAUCAGCUGGCCAGUUCUUUAACCCUCCCCUAGCUCAUUCUCUGUCUGUUGCAGCAUGUGGCAACAUCUUUGGUUGUGGAGGUGAAGAUGGUAAAAUCCGGAUCUUCAGGGUAACAGGUGUCAAGUUUGAACAGGAGCUGGGGUUUAAGGGUCACACUUUGGGGGUGUCACAGGUCCUCUUUCUGCCAGAAGAAUAUUGGCUGCUUUCGGGAGGAAAUGAUGGGAAGGUGUUACUGUGGGAUGUCAGCAAUGAAGUUGGGAAGCAACUGAAGAGUCCUGUGAAAUCCAUCCACAGGAGGAAGGCCAGAACACCAGCUUCCACCAAGAGAGAUGGCGAGCCCAAUGCAAUGGUUACAAAUGAACAUGCCAGAGUUUUACCAAAACUAAGCAUAGAACAUGGAGAGAAGGUAAACUGGAUUUCAUGUGCAGAGGUCAAAGGCUUCAGGAGGGUAUUAGUUGCCGAUCAGAGAAGCUGUAUAUCUGUAUAUCCUCUGAUUGAAACCUAGACACAUUGUUUAAGGAAAUCUUGGCAAGUAGCUAGUUUUUUGGAUUGUUGUGAGCUGGCCUACCUGGUUCCCUACAGAGCACUCUCCUCUUUGUUACCAUAGAGAGUAAACUUCCUGUAGCUUAAAUAAUUCCCAGCUCUCAUGCAUGUUUAGAAGUGGCCAGGAAUUUGCUAUGGCACAUUAUGCACAUAAGUAACAAUGCUUUAUCUUUUUCAAUCGUGGCACAUCUUCACUGUAAAUAUUUUCUUGUGGGGUCGGAAGAUGGUGCAUCUUGAAUACAGGUGUAAGUUUGUUUGAAAUGGAUUGAGAGGAAUUGCAGGCUCAAAAAUGAGCAGACACUGAGGCAGCCUCAUGCUGCAGGUUGUAACAUUUUAUGUUUCAGUCUGCAAACAUUAUAAGAAGGUAUUCAGUCUGGGAGAAAAAUGGUGGCCUUUUCUGUAAAAACUAAAUCAAUGGGUGUGGUAAGCUUUGCUGAAGGUGUAAUUGACUGGAGUCCUCCAAAACCGCUGCACAAUAAUAAAACUACUAAUUUUCCUGCUAAUUCCCCUUUUUAAUUCUUUGCUUUCCUUAUUUCAACAUUUCUGGUAAUUUAGGCCUGAAUUAGACAUAUAUUCUGAUUAUCUGAUUAUUAGGGGGGAGGGAUAGCUCAGUGGUUUGAGCAUUGGCCUGCUAAACCCAGGGUUGUGAGUUCAGUCCUUGAGAGGGGCCACUUAGGGAUCUGGGGCAAAAUCAGUACUUGGUCCUGCUAGUGAAGGCAGGGGGCUGGACUCGAUGACCUUUCAGGGUCCCUUCCAGUUCUAGGAGAUGGGAUAUCUCCAUUAAUUAAUUAAAAAAAAAAUCUGAGCUGUGACAACUGAAAUGUGGGUUGCAAGCAUGUUUGAACUAUUUUUAAUUUAAUAUAGUUAAGAAUAAUUACUGAAGGGGUUAAAUAGCUAAAUUGAUUUAAAGUUCAUCAUUGAGUGGGAUUUUCAGACUGGAACAACAUUAGGGGAUGGGGGGAAAUGUUAACAGCUAUUAACUUGGCUUGUCCUCUGAUUUCAUGUGUCAGAAGAAAAAAAUGUUUUAGAACUGUUUCAAUAAAAGCUUUCUCCAUCACUGUGCUACUUGUGCUCCUGCUAGCUCUUGUAUGACUAUCCUAUGUAACCCUAUAUGCUGUGAAAAAUGUGAAGUUGAGGAUUUUAUAACUUAAAUGCAGAGAAUAAUAAAAACACAGAGGGCCAAA
Molecule: messenger RNA, 3757 nt
Organism: Chrysemys picta bellii (western painted turtle)
Lineage: Eukaryota; Metazoa; Chordata; Testudines; Emydidae
Gene: WDR53
Product: WD repeat domain 53
Molecular function (GO): protein binding
Source: RefSeq, a predicted model, not a curated record